Molecule: messenger RNA, 2536 nt
Organism: Lachancea fermentati
Lineage: Eukaryota; Fungi; Ascomycota; Saccharomycetes; Saccharomycetales; Saccharomycetaceae
Source: the annotation of a GenBank genome assembly
AUGACCGAGAAAGAGCAUACUUUCAUCGGUGGUCUCAUCACAGGAACAAAGAUCUUCCUUUCAGACGGGCGACUGAUCCCUGUUGAAGAAAUCAAAGUGGGGUCAAGUCUAAUGUCUUUGGAUGGAUCUGAUGCAAGAGUAUCUUCGAUUCACUCCAGCGUCGACGAUAUACUUCAGAUCAACCAAACUAGUUGCCAUACGGCUCAUUUACGGGAUGAGAAUAGGGCUCCACCAUGGGGCCUGAUCGAACUCAGAUGCUCCAAACGCCAGCGAAUGAAACUUCGGACCAAGCAGCGAGUUAAGCGGACCACCAGAAAACCCGAACGUUGUUCUAUUAUCGAAAUUACUCAAUUACGUGAGCAUAUAACGGAGGAUGGGAGAACAAUACAAACUUUAAGGACGACGUCUAAGCAAUUUCCCCCGAGCUGUUCAUCCCAGACUAUCGAGGAGUAUAUUGAAAGUUGCAAAGUUCCUAAUGGCUUCAUAACGUGGGAAUCCGAGUUGGAUGACCUAAAGUACCUUAACAAAGAACUCCGUGCUUCUACAAGAUUGAUUUUAUGUCCACUUGCAGUGGAGAUACCUAUGUUGCUACCUUGGUUAGAAUCCAAAUUCAAUCGAGGUAUCACUGACAAGGAACUAGAAGCCAUGGCUUGGCUUUUAGGAUUCUGGAUCGGUAAUGGCCAUAGACGCGGGGCGAAGUUUUCACUGCGUUCGGGUGAUCAUGAUGUCAAUGAUUAUUUGGAGGCAUGUGGUACUUUGUGGGGAAUGACAUUGAGGAUAGUGCUCAGGGACCCAGAAAACGGCUAUAAAGCAGACGGUUACCUUCACACCUUUGACGGAGAGGUCCGCAAUUGGAACAGAAAUAAUCCAUUAGUUAAAGUGUUGGAAGGCUUGAGAUUUUACGAAAAUGGACGCUUGGAUGGGAAGAAGGCAAUUCCGUCUUUUAUGAAAACAGAGCAGAGGCUAGUUCGUGAAGCAUUCAUGGCUGGCCUCAUUGAUUCUGAUGGAUCUGUCAAUAUUCAAGCUCACUGCCUUCGUGUGAAAAUCCCAACUGCCUUCCCUCUAAUUAGAGACGGAAUUCUUUCUGUCGGUAGGUCAAUGGGACUAAACGUGACAGUACAUUUUUGCCCAGAAAAACAGAAUCUUAACGGUUAUCAUGAAAGUGACACCUGGGUGUUUCAUCUUUUUGGGGGCUCCAAUCAUGGCACGCUUUGGUCCAUUUUAUGCAGAUGUUCAUGUGAGAGGAAGAGAAACCCUCCAAUCCAGUUUGUGAGGAAAAGAGAUGUUGCAGAAUUUGAAACAGAUGAUGAGGAAGACUCGGAUGUAUCCCUUGAAGAAGCGUUAGGCGAGUGGGUCGAAACUCCCAAUAUUAAUGGCAAUGAUUUACCUUCAAGAAUAUCAGCCGGUGAGAGAAAAGUUACAGAAAUUAUAAGCGAGGACGAUCAAUUUGAACAAGGUGCGGACGAAAGUAGUGAUUUUGAUCUUGAAGAUGAUGAUGAUAACCUUCAUUUAGCCUUUAUCCCAUUCAAGACGUCUGAAGUGGGCACUGCGCAAGUUUUUGGAAUCACGUUUUCAAAUGAUUCAGAUAACAGAGCUUUCUUGACCGAGCAACAGGUAAUGUGCUUUAGUGCACACCGACUUACUAAUAAAACUAGAUCGAAUGCGAGCUUCUCCAGAUCAUGCCUCUCUUGCCAUGACACAGUUACUGCUGGAUGGUAUAAGCUACCAUGGGAUACAGCCAGCGCCCGGCGGUUAUGCUUGGUCUGUUAUAUGCAAUAUUCGCGUAGCAAAAUGAGGUGUUGCAACUGUAACAAGGUAUUCUCAAAAUCUAUAAUGCAAGCACGAAUGAGGAAAUAGUCCAUGAAAAACUUGCAUGUCUAGAGACGGUAAGCGUGUUCGAGGUUAUUCUUGUGAUACCUGUGAUGGCGUGAUAGAGCAGCCUGGUAGUAAAAAUACGAACCCUUCACCAAGGGAUAAGCAUAGGCCAGGAUCAUGCUAUUUUUGUGAUACUCAGGACUCCGGAGGCUGGAGAAAAGUUCCCUGGGUGCCUGAUAAAGAAUGGUGCUCGGUAUGUAGGAGCAGAUAUGGAGGAACUGCAACAGUGUGUACUAAUGACAAGUGUCGCAAGAUUCCAUUCAAAGGCGAAUUUAAUAAGAUGGAGGCCAUAGAUGAGAGUUUGGGGCAUUGCAAGUGUUUAAAAUGCGGCUCGGUUGCGAGAAAAGACCUGAAAAAACAAUGCAGAACUGUGAAGAAAUUGGAAGAAAGAGAAGGAACUUGCUACUCUUGUGGCCCAACCACCUCGAAAAGAUGGAAUGGGCUACCUUGGGAUAAAAAGGCGCCCGCUGAAAUUUGUGAGAGGUGUUAUCAUCUUUGGCGCGGAAGUGGUGAAAGAUGUCUGAAUCCCAGUUGUCGCAGAAUCUUUACCAAGACAGAAGUUUUCAAAAUGAAGAAAUUAAAGCACAUUGAUGGUCCCUCUGGUGCCAGCACCAAAUGCCGUCCAUGUAUUGUUUGCCGAGGACCAACCACGCUUAAGUAG